AUCGAAAGUUGUGCCUGAGUUAUCGACCAUCUCAAUUGCAAAUUUUAGAAGCCAAAAAUGACUACAGAAAAAGGAGAACAACUGAGACAACAACUUAUAGCGGCAGUGGUGAAGAAACGAGCCUCAAUUGCGCGAGCCCAUGAAAUCGUUGUGCGGCUUUUGGAGCCCGGAAUACCGGAGCCCGAGUUCCUUUCUCUGCUAUGGGAGAUUGGCCCCCCAAAUUAUGCAGACAUAGUGGACGAGCGGGAAAUAAACAAACUUUGUGGAUAUCCGCUUUGUUCGACAGUUCUAGAAAACGUUCCCAAGCAAAAGUACAGCAUCUCCUCUUCCAAAAACAAAGUUUACGAUCUGACGGAACGCAAAAAAUUCUGCUCCGGAUACUGUUUUAAGGCCUCAGAAUAUAUUAAGUCACAGGUUCCCAUAUCGCCAUUGUGGCUGCGGGAUAGAGAGACGAAACCCAGCUUUAAGCUGUUACCACGAAAUACUUGACCAUCGAUAUACAUAGCUCUCAAAGCGUUUAUUUAUUUCGUAUAAGCAUUAAGACCAUUUGUUCAUUA
Messenger RNA from Drosophila yakuba, 557 nucleotides. RefSeq names its product putative RNA polymerase II subunit B1 CTD phosphatase RPAP2 homolog. Gene Ontology annotation, cellular component: cytoplasm; nucleus. The record is from RefSeq and is a predicted model, not a curated record. Gene Ontology annotation, molecular function: RNA polymerase core enzyme binding; RNA polymerase II CTD heptapeptide repeat phosphatase activity. Lineage: Eukaryota; Metazoa; Arthropoda; Insecta; Diptera; Drosophilidae. The transcript has 4 exons. The coding region runs from base 58 to 489 and encodes 143 amino acids.